This is a messenger RNA of Pollicipes pollicipes, 3872 nucleotides long. Its product is annotated as MFS-type transporter SLC18B1. Gene Ontology annotation, biological process: transmembrane transport. The record is from RefSeq and is a predicted model, not a curated record. Gene Ontology annotation, molecular function: transmembrane transporter activity. Bases 30 to 1472 code for a protein of 480 amino acids. The transcript has a single exon. NCBI's taxonomy places the organism in Eukaryota, Metazoa, Arthropoda, Thecostraca, Pollicipedomorpha, Pollicipedidae.
CGCCGCGCGCGGCAGCGGUGGUGCCAGCCAUGGGCAAGACGAGCGCGGCCGACGGGCCUGAUCUGCUCACCAGUCUGGUCCACUCUGGUGACGGCCUGGGCAGCUGGAACAGCGGCAGCGACACCGGCGCCGGCGGAGAAAAUGGCGGCAGCCUGGCGGGGCUCGGUUACCAGACGUUCGGCGACGCGCCGGCGGCGAGCGGCGCCGCGAAGCGCACUUACUCAUGGCGCCAGAAGCUGCUCAUGCUCGUGUUCUCCAUGGGCAGCCUGCUGGCCGGCUCGUGCCUGGCCAUGAUGAUCCCGUUCUUCCCGCUGGAGGCGCAGCGACGUGGCAUCUCGCAGACGCUCACCAGCGGCGUGUUCAGCAUCUUCUCCUUCACGCAGCUGGUGACGUACCCGGUGAUCGGGAGGCUGGUGCCGCGCGUCGGCAUCAAUCGGCUCUACUGCAUCGGCAUGAGCAUGACGGCCGUCUCAAACAUCGUGUUUGGGCUGCUUUUCCGGCUGGAGAGCGCGACGACCUUCAUCGCAGCCUGCUACACAGUGCGCGUGUUCGAGGCGAUCGGCACGGCGGCCGUCAUUACUACGGCGCUCACCAUGGCCGCCAACCAGUUCGCGGAGAACACGUCGACGGCUGUGGCCGUGAUGGAGACAAUGAACGCCAUCGGGCUCUCGUUGGGCGCCGCCAUCGGCGCCGGCCUGUACAGCCUCGGAGGCUUCGGGCUGCCGUUCUUCUCGCAGGGCUGCUUCAUCCUGGCCCUUGUGGUGCUCAGCGUCCUCUACCUGCCCGAGGUGGCCGUGCCGCGCCGGUCCUCCGGCGACUUCUGGGCCAUGCUGCGCACGUUCGCCUCGGCCGGCGAGAGCUGGCUGUGCUGCGCGAUCGUGUUCACCGCGGCGGCCACCUGGACCGCCAUCGACUCGAGCAUCGCGCGCUACGCCAGCGACGCGAUCGGCACGACCCCGGCGCAGAUCGGACUCUACUUCCUGGUGGCGACCGGCGCCUAUGCGCUCUCCAGCCUGGUCUGGGGCCGGCUGGCCGACCGGCUGCACAACACGUACGUCAUGAUCGCCGGCUGCCUGUUCGCCACGGCGCUGGGUCUGGCGCUGAUCCCGCCACUGCCAGGGCUCGGUCUGACGCCCUCCUGGUGGCUGCUCGGCCUCGGCCUCACCAUCAAGGAGAUCUUCCAGGGCGGCGCGUACGUGCCCGUGCUCAACCGCAUGAUCGCGACGGCGGUGCGCCAGGGACUGCCGGCCGACGUCACGACGCAGGCGUUCACGUGCAGCGUCUUUGGCACGGUCGCGUCGGUGGGCAACGUGCUCGGGCCCGUGACCGCUGGCGCCAUCAUCGACGCGCGGAACUUCACCUUCAUGGUUGGCUGCUUGGCGACGCUAGCGUCGCUGGUCGGCGUCACCAGCGCCGCGCAGGCCGCCCGGGUCGUACGGCGCCGGUGGAGUGACCGCGGGGACCAGACCUGAGUGCUGUGUGAGACGCCGACGGAGCGACCGCGGGGACCAGGUCUGGGUGCUGUGUGAGACGCCGGUGGAGCGACCGCGGGGACCAGGUCUGGGUGCUGUGUGAGACGCCGACGGAGUGACCUCGAGGACCAGGCCUGAGUGCUGUGUGAGACGCCGACGGAGCGACCGCGGGGACCAGGCCUGAGUGCUGUGUGAGACGCCGACGGAGUGACCUCGGGGACCAGGUCUGGGUGCUGUGUGAGACGCCGACGGAAUGACCGCGGGGACCAGGUCUGGGUGCUGUGUGAGACGCCGACGGAGCGACCGCGGGGACCAGGCCUGAGUGCUGUGUGAGACGCCGACGGAGUGACCGCGGGGACCAGGUCUGGGUGCUGUGUGAGACGCCGACGGAAUGACCGCGGGGACCAGGUCUGGGUGCUGUGUGAGACGCCGACGGAAUGACCGCGGGGACCAGGUCUGGGUGCUGUGUGAGACGCCGACGGAAUGACCGCGGGGACCAGGCCUGAGUGCUGUGUGAGACGCCGACGGAGCGACCGCGGGGACCAGGUCUGGGUGCUGUGUGAGACGCCGACGGAAUGACCGCGGGGACCAGGUCUGGGUGCUGUGUGAGACGCCGACGGAGUGACCGCGGGGACCAGGCCUGGGUGCUGUGUGAGACGCCGACGGAGUGACCUCGGGGACCAGACCUGGGUGCUGUGUGUCAGCGUGUUCGCGGGGCCGUGCAACUGGCGUGCUCUCGCGGUGUUCCGGUCCCGAGCACCGACUAACCGUCAGGUGAAGACGGACGAGGACGGCUCGAUCGCAGCGCUGGGCGUCAACGGGCGCCAAAGGAUCACUGCCUGAACCUAACGCAUGAUGGCUGAGCCGCCUAAUGUGCGAUGACUGCAAUCACAAGACAUUGUUAAUGUCAUGCGUGGUGGCGGCUAAUCUUCCGACGAAUGGAGGCUGGGCGUGGACACAGGCGCAGUUUUGUCUGCUUUCUUUCCGUGCAAGCGGAAAGAAAGCAGACGCCUUUGCCGUCCGUGAGGCCACGCCCUGUUGCUGAUGUCAUACUCCCUGAAGACGUUCGACACUGAAAAAGACGCAUGAGUAUCAAGGUCUAGUAACGGUGCCCGAGUGAAGUUGUCUUUCGUUGCAAUUUAUGAUUUUUGUGGCUUGGUGAUCUAUGUGAUUACUCAGAUAUGUUUUUCGUAUAGACGCGUGCUGCUAGUAGGAUUGGGCAUGGAUGCUGGAUACGCUGCUACAUAAAGUGGUCGAGGCACAAAACAUGCGCCUUAGGAACAGCCCUCAAUUGACAAUGCUACGAUUGAACAAGAUCCAGGCAAUACCCACAUGCCUUAGGAGCAACACCGUCAAACGCUGUUCACGUGUGAGACACGUCACAUUUCUAAUACGUCCUUCACGAUGCAUACCGUUUUUUAUUGCGUUAACGGUGCUUGCCACAUGAAGUAAUACCGCUCCAAAGUGUCAUAGACCUGUAGAAACCUCUGGAAAUCGAGCGACAAAACCACCCAACGAGCUUAUAAGCCGGCGUUUAUGAACGUCUUGGAGGCACAGCAGCAUCACACACCUGAUGUGGCUCGUCCACUGUCGAAUAGUGGUAGGCAAAAGUGUACUCGAAUUCCGGUGAUUGGGCGGGAAUAAAUUGAAGACCUUGGAAUUCCGGAAAUGGAUUCUAAAGCCUCAGAAUCCGUGCCUGAGAACCCAAAAUGAUAACACACACGCAGUGAAUGGCAUCACGGGCCUGGCUCCCAACAUUUGAGGAGAUUUAACAUUAUGUCUGUGCGUAGCUGGGCAUGAACAAAUUGAAUCAAAAUAGCCCUCAGUCAAGUCUCGUUCUGUAAUACUGGACCGGUUCUCUUUGUUUCGCAAAAUGCCGAGACAAGAGCGCCUAGACAUUGUUUCUGCUACCAGUAGUUAUGUACGAGUGCUACGCGGCAAAAAAAAACUUGCACCCGUUCUUGCCUUUACUUCAAAAACUUAUGCAGUCAUUGCUUAUGCACGGCAUUGAUGACAACGUAUUUGCCAUAAAAUCCACAUGUUUUUCUUACUUAGGCACAUCGUGAUAAAUUAAACAUACAGGGAUCAUAGCAAAAGAACAGUCCAGUCACUGGCAAGGAAACACGUGCACGUGCACACCAUAUGAACUGAUGGACAGCAUAUAACCACAGCGCAAAACUCACAGGUCCAAAUGUGGCCAACUAUGCCGACAGCAUCACUUGUUUCACGUGGAAUCGAAAAGCCGACGCUUGAGGGAAGACACCAAGCCUUUUACAUCUUUACGCACCGGUAGCAUCGUCGGCUCCUCCCCACUUUUCUGCAUAUUAGCGGAAGAGUCCGGCGCUCGGUGCGUCUGCGCCGCGUUUGUGCCUUUGAUUAACACGCUGUCCGAUUGUGCAA